Setaria italica (foxtail millet) is the source of this 1776-nucleotide messenger RNA. RefSeq names its product serine carboxypeptidase II-1. The transcript is spliced from 9 exons. The coding region runs from base 207 to 1598 and encodes 463 amino acids. Gene Ontology annotation, cellular component: vacuole. NCBI's taxonomy places the organism in Eukaryota, Viridiplantae, Streptophyta, Magnoliopsida, Poales, Poaceae. The record is from RefSeq and is a predicted model, not a curated record. Gene Ontology annotation, molecular function: serine-type carboxypeptidase activity. Gene Ontology annotation, biological process: proteolysis.
AUUCGUCUCGGACUGCGCUAGGCAAGGUAGCACAGCAGCAUUCCCAUUCGGCCAUUCCACGCCUUCCACGCUUCCCCGAAUCCUCAGCUACCACCAUUCCGUUCCAUUCCAUUGGCUCCCCACUCCAAGACCACCCCUCCAUUUGCUCUGCUGCUCUUAUCCAAUCAGCGCUCCUCCAUUGACCCACCGCGAGCGCCAAAUCGCCAAUGGCGGCCGCCGCGGCCGCGGCCCUGGCCGCCGUACUGGCGCUGUCCUGCUGUAACGUCGCGUCGGCCACGGCGGAGGCGGAGGCGGACCGCAUCGCGAGCCUGCCGGGGCAGCCGCCGGUCAACUUCUCCAUGUACUCCGGGUACGUCACCGUCGACGCGGCCGCGGGGCGGGCGCUCUUCUACUGGCUCAUCGAGGCGGCCGGCGUGCCCCCGGAGUCCGCGCCGCUCGUGCUCUGGCUCAACGGCGGGCCCGGGUGCUCCUCCGUCGGCUACGGCGCAUCGGAGGAGCUUGGCGCCUUCCGGAUCAACGCCGACAGCAGGUCGCUCUCCAGGAACCCCUACCCCUGGAACAAAGUGGCGAACAUGCUGUUCUUGGACUCGCCGGCCGGCGUCGGCUACUCCUACUCCAACACCACCACCGAUCUGUACACUGCCGGUGACAACAAGACAGCCCAUGACUCGUACACUUUCUUGGUGAAUUGGUUGGAGCGGUUUCCACAAUACAAGCAACGCGAUUUCUACAUCACAGGAGAGAGCUACGGAGGUCACUAUGUGCCUCAGUUGUCUCAGCUAGUAUACCGGAACAACAAAGGAGUUAAAAAGCCUGUCCUGAACCUCAAAGGCUUCAUGGUUGGAAAUGCGGUGAUUGACGACUACCAUGACUACAUUGGCACAUUUGAGUACUUGUGGACGCAUGGGCUUAUCUCAGAUGAAACCUAUGAGAAGUUGCGGUUGACCUGUGAGUUUGAAGUAUCUGAGCACCCGUCGAAGGAAUGUGAGAAGAUUUUAGAAGUUGCUUCGGCUGAGCAAGGGAAGAUUGAUACAUACAGCAUCUAUACUCCUACUUGUAAGAAGACUUCGCUGCAUAGGCACAGGCUAAUAAGAGGAAGAACGCCCUGGUUGCCCAGAGGAUAUGAUCCCUGCACCACACAAUACUCCACAAAGUACUACAACUUACCUGAGGUGCAGAAAGCUUUACAUGCCAAUGUCACUGGAAUACCAUAUGCCUGGGUAGCCUGCAGCGACCCAAUUUACAAAUAUUGGAAAGAUUCACCGAGAUCCAUGCUUCCUAUUUAUCGUGAACUCAUCGCUGCAGGCAAAAGGAUAUGGGUCUUCAGUGGCGAUGCUGAUGCUGUUGUCCCCCUCCCUGGGACAAGAUACUCCAUCGAUGCGCUCUUUCUACCAACGAUAAGUAACUGGUAUGCUUGGUAUGACCAAGGAGAGGUUGGUGGAUGGUGCCAAGUAUACAAGGGCUUGACACUGGUGACGAUCCGUGGUGCGGGGCAUGAGGUUCCCCUCCACCGUCCACGGCUUGGCCUGAAGCUCUUCGAGCACUUCCUGCGCGAUGAGCCCAUGCCCAAGCCUGCAGAUAGCAUUCAAACGUUUUAGAAUGUGCUAUCUCGCUUGAUGAAUGAUGAAGAACAGGCUGCGGCGCUGCGCCAAGCCAUCUUCUUGUAAAACAUCCGUUGACACAUUUUCAGGUGAACGUGUUUCGCCUUUGCUUUGUACAAUAAUCGAUGUUAGACAGCCAUCGCGUUUCAUUGUUUCUACCGGUUUCAGAAAAUCA